This is a messenger RNA of Peronospora matthiolae, 1083 nucleotides long. NCBI's taxonomy places the organism in Eukaryota, Oomycota, Peronosporomycetes, Peronosporales, Peronosporaceae. The record is from the annotation of a GenBank genome assembly.
AUGCACCUUUCGAACCACCAGCAGUUCCAGUCCUCGCCAGACGCCAUGGUCUCGUCUGCCCUUGGCAUGGCGCGUCUGAACGGCAGCAACCGCGCGGCCUGGAACGCCAUGGACCUGGAAAUUAGCGCCCACGUCCCGCCUAACGGAAACGCUGGACCCGACAACGGUGCCCUGUCUGCCCGCAACGUAUUACUGCGUCAAAAGCUGCGGGAGCGUAAACGGUACGACUCGGCGGAUGACGCCAUGAAAAAAGCGGCGGCUGCUGCUUCUCGCGCGGCGAGUCGCGAGUAUUCGAUUUCACAGGGAACGCCGUUGCAUGCAGUUUCGAAGGAAAUCGGAGUCGACCCGCCAAUGGCUACAGUUGCCAGCAGCAGACAGGCGCAACAUGCCACGGCUAUGGCAGUCGCGAAGCGACGUGUGGGUGGACCACACGAAGCGGUGAGUUCGCCGUGUGCUACCGCAGCGACUGGCCGCAUACAAUUUGCAAGUAUGAGUCCCAGUCGGGCUGGAAAAUAUGGCGCUCUCGAGAGCAGAGCUGGACCGUCUGUAGACAAGAAGGUGCCAGGAGCUGGAGGGACCAAGUAUGGCAAACUCUCUGCUGCGCACGUGCUCAUUCGACGGAAACUGAAGGAGCGGAAACGCUUUGAUUCGGCGGAUUACGCCAUGGAGAAACAGGGACGAUCGACGGAUUUUGUCUCGUCGGACAUUGCAGCUGGAACGGGGACAUUACCGGUCCAAUACGGGGCAGCGGGGCUCUCGUCUCCACAAGCAGGGAUUGACCAUCAGGUGAAGCAUAUUAAGCUCUCGGAAGCUCCGGAUGGACGCGUCGCGUCUCCAGUCGUUGCAAAUGCAGCGCAGGCGGCACUGGCAGCUCGAGCUGCGCGUUAUGCUGGACUGGCAGGGGCGAGGCGUGACGUUGCAGCGGGAACCAAUCCGAUGACACAGGCGGCGUGUGACCGCUAUGGUCUGGACAAGAGUGCAAUCUCUGCAGGCGCAGCUGCUGCGCGCAAUAUUGUGCUGCAGCGGAAGCUGGCCGAGCGGAAAAUGUUCGAUUCGGCUGACCACUUUAAGGAGGCGGCAUGA